UCCUACGCGACGGAGCCAUUUUCUCUUUUUUAUUCAUUUAUUUAUUUUCACACCAAAACUCACUCCUUCCUCUGUUUUAGUCUAAUCAUUCAAUGAUGUUCUACUUUCUGACUUGUUUGGUUUCUGGUCUGUGAUUCCAAUAAGCUAUGAAUGAUUGCUGAUCGGAGUAUUUUGUAGCUUGUGGAGUUACAGAUUCUACCAUUUCCAUUAGCAAAAACAUCUUCACUUGCAUAGGGUAUAUCCCCUUAAAGACUAGAAUUUGCUUUUUUGGCAAUUGAAGACAGAAAAGAGAGAAGAGUUGUUGUUGAGUGAGUGAGGGUGUGAAGUGUGUGAUGGAGAGUGGUGGUGGCAGAGAAGGUUAUGAUGGGGUGGUGAUGAUGAUGACAAGAGACCCAAAGCCGAGGCUGAGGUGGACUGCUGAUCUUCACGACCGGUUCGUCGAUGCUGUCACAAAGCUUGGUGGCCCCGAGAAGGCGACUCCCAAGUCUGUUCUGAGGUUAAUGGGCUUGAAAGGCUUGACAUUAUAUCAUUUGAAGAGCCAUUUACAGAAGUAUAGACUUGGACAGCAGGCUAGAAAGCAAAGUGACGAACACUACAAAGAAAAUAAUAGAUGUUCAUAUGUAAAUUUCAGUCAUCGUUCUUCAGGGCCUAAUACCAGUUACAGUUACAGAGGUGAUAAGGAAGAUAAUGAAGGGGGAGAAAUCCCAAUAGCAGAAGCACUGAGAUGUCAGAUUGAAGUUCAAAAGAGAUUGGAAGAGCAGCUUGAGGUACAGAAGAAAUUGCAGAUGAGAAUAGAGGCCCAAGGGAAGUAUUUGCAAGCUGCAUUAGAGAAAGCCCAGAGGAGCAUCUCCCUGGAUGGAUCAGGCACUCUUGAAGCAUCAAGAGCUCAGUUGUCUGAAUUCAACUUUGCUUUGUCAAAUUUCAUGGAAAAUAUGAAUAGAGACAGUAAAGAUGACAUAAUGGACAUGAAUGAUUUUUAUAAUAAGAGUCAUAGCUCAGCUUUCCAUUAUCAAGGAGGAGAGAGAGAAGAUUAUGAGGAUCAAAAGCCUAAGAUUGAGGGGGAGUUUGACUUAAACAUUAAAGGUAGCAACAAUGAAAUGGUAUCUGCAGAUGGAGCUGAAAUGGAAUCCAAGAUGCUUUCAUAUAGGGUAUACAAUUUUUGACCUGUCUCAUGUUUAACCAUUGAACUGAAUAAUAUUAUUCUCAAUUUACUUCCCAAAAUAUUGUCCAUAAUUUUCUUCCCUCUCUUAUUGACCAAAGUUGCAUAUUAGGAUAACAUGUUAUCUCUCAUUUUCUAAAGGAAAGCUAUGGUCUUUGCUUGUUCCCAAUUUCUAUAUAUC
Lotus japonicus is the source of this 1340-nucleotide messenger RNA. RefSeq names its product myb family transcription factor PHL11. The record is from RefSeq and is a predicted model, not a curated record. Gene Ontology annotation, molecular function: DNA-binding transcription factor activity; DNA binding. Bases 333 to 1163 code for a protein of 276 amino acids. The transcript is spliced from 6 exons. Lineage: Eukaryota; Viridiplantae; Streptophyta; Magnoliopsida; Fabales; Fabaceae.